CUGAGGCAAGCAGAGUGCCACAGCGACCUCAGGCAGAGGAUCUGUGAGGCUGUCUGGUGGUUUGAACUGUUCCAGUUUCCUCCAAACUUCAAUUCCCACUUUCCACUGGGAUGAUGGAUGACACUGAGAAUGAUUUCCAGCGGGUCAUCCGCCGCCACUAUCGCGAAAGAAGAGAGCUGCAAGGUCACAUCCAGGCCUUGAAAAGUUCUGUCCCAAAGAGUGACAAGAACAGAAGAAGGCGGUUGCUUGCCGACGUUGCUCGCCUCGAGGCCGAGAUGGAGCAGAGGCACCAGCAAGAGCUGGAGAAAUUUGAAGAUCUUGACCCCAGCUUGGAAUCGGUUACAGCCGACCUCACCAAGAUGAAUCUUGAGAAUCUGCCUCCACGCCCCUCGAAGGCCCAGAAAAGGCGCGAGCGAAGAGCUCACAUGGAGAGACAACACCAGGAGAGGAUGCCUGCGGCCCGGGCCCAACAGCUGGCCACCUUCCGCCGUGAGGAGGAAGAGAAGGUCACUGCCAUUCUGGGGGCCAAAAACCUGGAGAUGAAGACCAUCCCUGCCGAUGGCCAUUGUAUGUACCGUGCCAUCCAGGACCAGCUGGUGUACUCGGUGACGGUCGAGAGCCUUCGCUAUCGCACGGCCUACUACAUGAGGAAACACGUUGAUGACUUCUUACCUUUCUUCACUGAGCCCGAGGCUGGCAACUUCUACACCCGUGAAGACUUCCUGAGGUACUGCGAUGACAUCGUGCACAGGGCAUCGUGGGGCGGCCAACUGGAACUGAGAGCCAUGUCGCACAUCCUGCAGACCCCCAUCGAGGUGGUACAGGCCAACUCACCCAUCAUUGUUAUUGGGGAGGAGUACACCCGGAAGCCCCUCACACUGGUCUAUCUGCACUAUGCCUGCGAGUUCGGAGAGCACUACAAUUCAGUGAAGCCCAUCGAGACCCCUGGCACCACUGGAGGUAUGGCACCACGCCUGUUCUAGAAGUUUCCAGCAGUCACCAGCCACAGACCUCUGCCCUAGACGCCAUGUUUCUUCCGCGCUUGACACCACAGAUGCUGGGAGAACUGAAACAGCUAUGGCGUUUCUCCGUUUCUCGGUAGGAGCGGUUGCUUUUUCCUUGGCUGGUUUAUUUUUUUCAAGAUUGACUUAACUCUUGAAGUCUACCCUUUCCAAGUCCUGCCCUAUUUUGUUUGUUGUUUUGUUUUACUACUCAGUUAUUUGUGUCUUUUUGGGGGUGGGGGUCGGGGCUUAAGCACAGAAGAAAAAUACCUCCUUGGGACACCCAAGAGGCUUACGUUUCAUCAGGUCUACCUUGGACCUUAGGUACCUUUGCCCUGUUUGCGUUUCAGUUACCAUUAGGCUGAAAAUGGAAGUUUUGGACUUUGCCAUUGUUUACCUGGAUUUAAAUAAAUGUAGUAGAAAGGUUCGGUUUCUGGGAUUUUCCCUGUAUAUCUAUCAACCCACUUGAUAAAAGUGGAGUUUGUGAGACUGAAGUGAUUUAUGAGUGUUUUUCAUUGUGUUUUCCAUGGGGGGGGGACGCCACAGCUGGCAGUUUGGUUUGCUUUUAACCAAUGUUAGAAUGCCUGGGUUAUAAACAAGUCUUCAGUAGUAAUUUGAUUGUUUUGUUUUUCAUUCAAACUUGUGAAACUGCAAAUGGAUUUUAGUUGCAAAUGGAUUUUAGUUGCUCAAUGUUUUCUAAGCUUUAAAAAUGAGUUUUCAAAUUUAAAAGCUAAAUGUAACUGUUAGAUACAGAAAAUCAGUUUAAAUGAGCCAGUAGGCCAAGUGAGGGUUACCUCAAAGAUGUGGAAGACAUGAACUUAGUGACUUUACUUAAUUUUUAGAGAGAAAAAAAUAUUUUAAAAGCAAUUUGGGGAAGUUAUAAAGUAGUUGAUGCAGUUUUGUGUAAAAGAAAACAGUGAAUAAUAUAGCUGUUUCUGUUAAAGAUUUCUUGAUGUCCUGAAUGUGCCAAAAGAAGAGCAAGAAUGGAAUGAUUUGCAGUAAUUUUUAAGGUUAAUCAUCAAGUCCUGUAUUUCGGUGAAGUUACUUAAAUUCAUUUUGAAAAACCUUUGUCCCUUCCAAAUGUUCUCAAAUAAUAUAUGUAAGUUCAAAAAUGUU
Peromyscus leucopus (white-footed mouse) is the source of this 2117-nucleotide messenger RNA. RefSeq names its product OTU deubiquitinase 6A (gene Otud6a). Gene Ontology annotation, biological process: protein K29-linked deubiquitination; protein K11-linked deubiquitination; protein K33-linked deubiquitination. Gene Ontology annotation, molecular function: cysteine-type deubiquitinase activity. The record is from RefSeq and is a predicted model, not a curated record. Lineage: Eukaryota; Metazoa; Chordata; Mammalia; Rodentia; Cricetidae. The transcript has a single exon. Bases 111 to 983 code for a protein of 290 amino acids.